AUGAGUCUGACAAACCCGCCCUCCUCGUCCGGUCCGUUACCUGCCACUGCAUCGUCCAGGCCCGCAGCGGCCACCGUCAGCCAGAGUCUGUCUCUGAAAAAGAGUCUACAGACUGCAGCCGAUGACACAAGAAAAUCGUCAGGGACGGCUGGGUAUACCAGUAAAGUCCGUGUGCGUGACAAGUAUCACAUCGUUGGGUUUAUCAGUAGUGGUACCUACGGUCGCGUCUAUAAGGCUAUUGGGAAAAAUGGCCAAAAGGGCGAAUUCGCAAUUAAAAAGUUCAAACCGGAUAAGGAGGGAGAAAUUAUCCAGUACACCGGCCUCUCUCAAUCGGCAAUCCGGGAGAUGUCUCUAUGUUCCGAGCUAGACCAUCCAAAUGUAGUGCAAUUAGAAGAGAUCAUCUUAGAAGACAAGUGCAUCUUCAUGGUCUUCGAGUACACGGAACAUGACCUACUCCAGAUUAUCCAUCAUCACACCCAACCCCAACGACAUGCUAUCCCAGCGCCGAUGGUCAGGUCGAUUCUGUUUCAGCUCCUAAAUGGCCUGCUUUAUCUCCAUACGAAUUGGGUACUGCAUCGGGAUCUGAAACCGGCGAAUAUCUUAGUUACAUCGAAGGGGGCCGUUCGUGUCGGAGACCUCGGGCUUGCUCGUCUGUUCUACAAACCCCUCAAUUCCCUUUUCUCCGGUGACAAGGUGGUCGUUACAAUCUGGUACCGUGCUCCUGAACUGCUAAUGGGCAGUCGGCAUUAUACCCCAGCCGUUGACCUGUGGGCAGUUGGAUGCAUAUUCGCGGAGUUGCUCUCCCUUCGCCCUAUUUUUAAAGGGGAAGAAGCAAAAAUGGACAGCAAGAAGACGGUCCCCUUCCAACGGAACCAGAUGAUGAAAAUAAUUGAGAUAAUGGGCUUGCCCACAAAAGAUACUUGGCCUGGUAUAAUGUCAAUGCCCGAAUAUUCCCAGCUGCAGUCAUUAGCAAUGUCCCGAGCUCCAGGCCAUUUUCCCAGAUCGUCGAACUUGGAAGGCUGGUACCAAAACUGCUUGAAAAAUGGCGGCUACUCUUCCGCGUCCAGUGCCGGCACCCCGGGCUCAGAUGGAUUUGAUCUCCUGUCACGCUUGCUGGAAUAUGAUCCCACCAAAAGGAUCACUGCCAAGGAGGCCCUUGAACAUCCGUACUUUAAAAACGGUGGACCCAUCCCCGCCAACUGUUUUGAAGGGUUUGAGGGAAAGUAUCCGCACCGCCGGGUUACUCAAGAUGACAACGAUAUUCGGACCGGAAGUUUGCCAGGCACGAAGCGGAGCGGAUUACCCGAUGAUAGUCUAAUGGGAAGAGCUGCGAAACGGCUUAAAGAGUAG
Aspergillus tanneri is the source of this 1350-nucleotide messenger RNA. RefSeq names its product cyclin-dependent serine/threonine protein kinase SSN3 (gene ssn3). Gene Ontology annotation, biological process: protein phosphorylation. The record is from RefSeq and is a predicted model, not a curated record. Bases 1 to 1350 code for a protein of 449 amino acids. NCBI's taxonomy places the organism in Eukaryota, Fungi, Ascomycota, Eurotiomycetes, Eurotiales, Aspergillaceae. Gene Ontology annotation, cellular component: nucleus; mediator complex. The transcript has 3 exons. Gene Ontology annotation, molecular function: cyclin-dependent protein serine/threonine kinase activity; RNA polymerase II CTD heptapeptide repeat kinase activity; ATP binding.